AUGGCUCAACGUAUUAUCAAGGCACAUCAAGGUCAAAUAGUUAAAAUACGUAUUCGUCGUUUACAACCACCAAUUCUCGAAACUAUUGAACUUAAUUUACAGAAAUAUAACUUGCUAAAUUCACGUAAACUCGGUUUUACGAUUGAUGAUGGUAUUGGAAAUAAUAAUAAUCAUGAUGAUGAUCCAGGUUUAUUUGUUAUUGGUAUUAAACCAAGAAGUUUGGCGGCAAAUAAUGGACGUUUGCGAAUAGGUGAUCGUUUAAUAGAAAUACGCAAUGCAUAUGUUACUGUUAAUCUACAAUAUAUUGAAUUUGAAGUUGCUUUAAAAUUAAUUAAACGUAUGAGAAAAGAGUCAACAUCUAUCAAACUUGUAGUUGCUCAUCAAACAUGA
Rotaria sp. Silwood1 is the source of this 390-nucleotide messenger RNA. NCBI's taxonomy places the organism in Eukaryota, Metazoa, Rotifera, Eurotatoria, Philodinida, Philodinidae. The record is from the annotation of a GenBank genome assembly.